Rhea pennata is the source of this 5314-nucleotide messenger RNA. RefSeq names its product MAGUK p55 scaffold protein 3 (gene MPP3). The record is from RefSeq and is a predicted model, not a curated record. Gene Ontology annotation, molecular function: protein binding. Bases 171 to 1964 code for a protein of 597 amino acids. The transcript has 20 exons. NCBI's taxonomy places the organism in Eukaryota, Metazoa, Chordata, Aves, Rheiformes, Rheidae. Gene Ontology annotation, cellular component: plasma membrane; cell-cell junction.
GAGCCGGCUACUGGGCGGCGCGGAGCUGCUGGGUGGCCCGCGGGGGAAGUGUGCCGCAUCUCGGGGGCCCAGCCCACGGCCACAGGACUGCCUCUGAAUCGCAGUCCAGAAAGAAGAAAUGAUCAUUUUGAUUUAAGUUGAACAUUUGUCUCUAAGAUUAAGAAAACACCAUGCCCGUGCUUUCAGAAGACUCAGGUGCUUCAGAGGUAGAGGGAUGGGAUAACACAGGAUUACAUGAAACUUUGGCUCUGUUGACCUCUCAGCUAAGACCUGACUCAAAUCAUAAAGAGGAAAUGGGAUUCCUUAGGGAUGUCUUCAGUGAAAAGAGUCUCAGUUACCUAAUGAAGAUUCAUGAAAAACUCCGUCAUUUUGAAAGACAGAGUCCAACUCCUGUUUUACAUAGUGCAGCAGGAUUAGUCGAAGAUGUAAUAGAAGAAUUGCAGACAGCAUCAGUGAGUAAUGAAGAAAAAGAGCUACUUCAGCUGUUGUCAAUGCCACAUCUCAGGGCAAUGCUUGUUGUACACGACACUGUAGCACAGAAGAACUUUGAUCCAGUCCUUCCACCUCUGCCUGAUAACUUUGAUGAUUUUGAUGAAGAAUCAGUGAAAAUUGUUCGGCUAGUGAAAAAUAAAGAACCUUUGGGAGCUACCAUCAGAAGAGAUGAGCAUACAGGGGCUGUGAUUGUAGCAAGAAUCAUGAGAGGUGGUGCAGCUGAUCGCAGUGGUCUUGUCCAUGUUGGAGAUGAAUUAAGAGAAGUCAAUGGUAUUGCUGUGCUUCACAAACGACCCGAGGAAAUUAGUCAGAUUUUGGCUCAGUCUCAGGGAUCAAUAAUAUUAAAAAUAAUUCCAGCUAUCAAAGAAGAAGAUCGUCUAAAGGACAGCAAGGUUUUUAUGAGGGCGCUUUUCUGCUAUAAUCCCAAAGAAGACAGAGCCAUUCCCUGCCAAGAGGCUGGACUGCCAUUUAUGAAACGACAAAUCCUGGAAGUUGUAAGCCAAGAUGAUCCCACGUGGUGGCAAGCAAAGCGUGUUGGAGAUACCAACCUCAGGGCAGGCUUGAUCCCCUCAAAGCAAUUCCAAGAAAGACGAUUGAGUUACAGAAGAACUGUAGGCACCCUGCAGAAUCCCAACACUGUGAAGAAGCCGCUCUAUGAUCAGUCUUCUGAUAAAGAGGACUGUGACUGUGAAGGAUAUUUGAAUGGACAGUAUAUAGCUGGUUUACGCAGGAGCUUUAGAUUAAGUCGUAAAGAGAAGGAGAACAAUCAGAAUGAGGCAAAGCAAGCAGAGCAGGCAGACGCAGCAGAGUUUUUAACAUACGAAGAAGUUACUAAGUAUCAACAGCAGCGUGGUGAACAGCAGAGACUGGUUGUUUUGAUCGGUUGUUUGGGGGCCAAAUUAAAUGAGCUCAAGCAGAAGGUUGUCUCAGAGAAUCCACAGGAGUAUGGCGUUGCAGUUCCACAUACAACCAGGUCAAAGAAAAGUCAUGAGAAAGAAGGAGUAGAAUACAAUUUUGUGUCUAAGCAAUCAUUUGAGACAGAUGUGCAACAAAACAAAUUUGUGGAACAUGGAGAAUACAAAGAAAACCUGUAUGGCACAAGUCUUGAGGCAAUCCGGUCCGUGAUAGCCAAAAAGAAGGUUUGUUUGGUGGAUGUGGUACCUGAAGCAAUGAAGCACCUGAGGACUCCUGAGUUUAAGCCUUAUGUUAUAUUUGUGAAGCCUCUCAUUCCAGAGAAGAAAAAGCAUCCUCUAAAAUCUCCUGUGUCAGAAGAACUCUCAACCCCCCUUCAGGAUGAAGAACAGCAGGAAAUUAUUAAUUCAGCAGCAUUCAUUGAAGAGCAGUAUGGCCAUUUAAUUGACACUAUACUGGUAAAAGAAGAUCUCCAAAGUGCUUGCAAUCAGCUGAAAACUGUGCUAGAGAAACUAAACAAGGAUUCAUUUUGGGUGCCAGUCAACUGGGUUAGGUCAUAGACAGUUAUUCAUAGACAGUUAUCGUCUGAUUAAAGGAAGGACUGUAUAACAAUGUCUUGUAAAUAUGUGAAUUAUAAAAGGGAAACAUGUCAAAUUCACUUCAAAGCUGCCAUUCUAACUAGAAAAUAGCAUACAAAAACUGCAUCAGAAGAACUAAAAAAAGCAAAUCAGAAGCAGGCACUGCCUUCCUGAAUCAGAAUUUUUAGUGAUAGCUGUCAUUCAAAGCUGAACACUCAGUCUAAAGAGAUCAGUAGAAGAUUGGAGCAAUUUUUAGACUGUAAAUGCUGCAUUUUGCAAGGUAAAAUUUCAUAGGUCCCACACUUUCAAAGCAUUUAAGCAGUGCCUGAACAUUAACAGGCUGGAAUUCUCAGCCUUUGGCCAAAUAUUGUGUGGCUGGAGUUAAGGCUUCCCAAACUGGAUACUUUUCAGGGACCAAUCUGCCUACAAAACAAGCUACUUAAACUAGGUAGGAGGUAUAUCCUUUGGAGAGUGCUUACACCGUCUCAACUGUUUAGAAAUUCAGCUGGCUGACAGGUCAGCAAGACAUGUUUCCCUUCACUCAGAAUGAUUAGUUGCAAAUACUUUCCAAUUAGGAACCAAACUAGGUCAGCUAUGCGAGUUGUAUAUAUUUUAGCAGCUUAGAGAGGGUUGUUUUUUUUUUUUUUUGUUUUGUUUUGUUUUGUUUUGUUUCGUUUGUUUGCUUGUUUUUCAGUUUUUUCAUUCCACAUGUCCCAGCGCUUCUGGCUGUCUUGCACAAGUAGUCUGCUCAUCCAUAGCUUAUAGCCACUUUCCCCGGUCUUUUUCUGCUGACACUGGCCAAACAUUAAGCAACAUGUGAACACACCUGUGUGACUAUCAAUCUCAUAAUAAACUGGAGACAUUCUUUUGUCUACAUGAAAAUUACUCUAUAUGAUUAGAGAUAGGCCUUCAAGAAGCUUCUUAUCCACAAGGCACCUUUGGAAAUGCCAGCUGAUAGGAUGCUACAUGGACAUCAACAAAGCAGCUCUAAAGAGGGCACUAAAAUGAGGAGGCUGACAUACUAUGUAUCUGAUCUACAGCACCAAAUCUUCAUCCUUCCAGCGGUUAUGGAUGCCUUUCUUUCAACUCUGGUGAAGGGUUCCAGAGUGUGUGGUACAUCAAGUCCUGAAGCCACAUCAAUUUCUGAAGCAGAAAUCUUAACAGUUACAGGAUUUUGCUGAUAUUUCAGGAGACCUGAAUAUACAGGAUUUUUUAGGUAGGUAUAAAUAAGAAAAUGCAGAGAUACAGUUCUAAAAGUACCUAUGCUUUUAAAUUCAUUAUCUGAUAGAUUUAUGAGUAUUGUACGGGUAUAUGUUAGAUAAAACUAGUUGCUGUUUUCCUUUGCCUAUGGGGUUGCAAUCUUUCACACGUACUAUGCCCUUCAACAUCUUCUAAUGCACCAAUACCAUUCUUUGCAUCUUAACAAUACAGCGUAAUUUCUGUUCUAGCACAUUCAGCAAAACUAACAACACUAUGUAUUUAAAAAAGCGUAUUUGUUAUAUGCCAGUGUCAUUAACUCUACACUAAGUCUUAUCAGCCCCAAAAGUUGUGUAGGACAGUCACACAUAUCUGUCUUCACCAAACAGCUCUACCCUGGCAACUUUCAUAUGUCUUCCUGACUAUUGGUGUUGAGGUGCCCAUAGCACCUUUCACAAGCAGACAGAUCUGCUCUGGCUUUUCAGAGCAGAUGCACUGCAAGACCAGUGGCCUCUCAGCAAGCGUACAAGGAUUCCUUCAAAUGCUGGUUGCCUAUCUGCUCUGCUUUCACAUCUCUCCUAUCUUGGCCCAGCAUAGCCAUCAAAGGUAACGUGGCUUAUAAAAGAGACUCACUGGCCAAAUGAAUUUUGUGACAGAUGUUCAUAGGAUAAAGGUACAAUUGGGAAUAAUACUUUAAAAACUGCUUCAAGUUAAGGCUACUUAUUUGAAAUGUUCUUAUGAAAAUAUCCAAUAGACAGAGAUGCCUUUGUAUAAGUUGAUUGAUAUUGUCAUAGAUAUCUAUUACAGAUUACAAACAGCUUUUUACAGUCUGCAAGACACAAGCAUUUGUAGGAGAUAUAGAUAAAAUACUAUCUAAGGGUCAGAAUUCACUCAAAGCAAGCUUACUAUCCAAUCAGUUAAAAAAAAUUCCAAAGGAUUAGCAAUAAAUAAAUAGUUUGUGUGUUUUAUGAUCUGAUGUAGUCUAAUAAGGGAACCAUUGAGCAAUGCAAAUGAAGUAUACAGGUAUAACUGAAGUUACAGUAACUGAAAACUUAAGAUGUUAACAUGUAAUAUUGCUGUUAAAACUGAACUGGAAUAGUACAGGUUAAAUAAUAUUCUAAAUUGUGUGCAGGCAGCAAAUUGUGUAUGGAUGUACAUUCACCUUGGUAUUAAGUUGUGGCACUGUCAGAAAUGUUUGUCUUGUUUCUAGAUGCAGCAUUUUUCCUAAGUUCAAAGAAAAGAAUGGUGAGAGGAUAGGUAGGUAAAUGCUAAAGUUUAUGAUGAGCUAAGAUGAGCAUUACUUGUAGGGAAGAAAAAAAAACACACAUUCAAUGCUCCUAUUUAUUCUAAAAUCCUAGCAAAAGACUAUGCAGCAGAUAGCUAACAUUACCGGAACAAGACUCUGAUUUUGACAAGAUUUUGAGUCCCUGCUGUGUUAGCCAUGGUUGGUGUAUUCUCCUGCAAUUAGAGGGAGAAAAAAAAGUGAGAAGAGAAAGGAAAACAGAAUGCAAAUGUUCUCCUAAUUCAAAGCCCUGCUUUGUGAGCAGUCUCAAGAGCGCUACGUCAUAGUACUUAAGCAAACUGAACCUCUUCUCCCUUACCCCUUUCCCUCCCUUGCUCACACUUACAGAUUAAUGUAGUUUUCCCUAUUUCUAUCUGUGACUGGUAGUGUCUAAGGAUGAAUCUUAGUUACACUGUCUGAAAUUUUUCACGCAGUCUUCUGUCUAUAUACUGACCAUAUCUGAAAUUGUUUCCUUUUGAAAUGUAAGGUGUGUACAGUACAGCCAAGGAGCAUUUCAGUCAGUGAGACCAAACAUACAUUCAGAUGAUCUUGAAAAAUGAUUUUUUCCAGCCAAAGUUGCAAUAGAAUUAAGAUGAUAACCUUGCAUAUGUCUGAUAUGUACAAAUUAGAUCCCUGAUAUCUCAAACAGCUUAUAUGACCUGUGCAUUGCUUUAUAAAAUUAAACUUUCUGAGGUAAAACAGCAUACUUAAUUCUCUUGUGAGGCAAUGAGGUAUCGUGUCGUAUUCCGUAUGAAGUGCCUGGUGUUCUGCCAUAAAAAAAGAAAAAAUUGCCAUGGAUUUUGUCUUUAAUGGUAAUUAGGCAUUACCAGAAAACUAUUAUGACUCUAAUUAA